Molecule: messenger RNA, 392 nt
Organism: Dentiscutata erythropus
Lineage: Eukaryota; Fungi; Glomeromycota; Glomeromycetes; Diversisporales; Gigasporaceae
Source: the annotation of a GenBank genome assembly
AUGGCUCGAUUCUAUUUGUCACUUCUUGCUGUAUUCUUAGUUUUUCUAACUGUCGUUUCGGCUGAUAUUAUCGAUAUUCAAGUCGGUCAAGGUGGCCUAACAUUUACCCCACAAAAUGUGACUGCAAAGAUGGGUGACUCGCUCUUAUUCAUUUGGCAAAAUGGCACUACCAUGCAUUCUGUCAUCAGAUCUGAUGCCCCAGCUGGAAGCUGUAUACAAGCUACAGACCUUAAAAGUGGCAAUGCUGGUAAUCACUGUAAAAGUGGAAUGUGGGGUGUGAUCACUGUGGAGGGUGCCAAUGGUACUACAUCAUCAAAGACUAGCAGUGGAAAUCGUAUUUCUGGAGGAGUGAGUUUGGGAAUUAUUAUGGUGGUCGGUGCUGCCGCUUUCUU